Molecule: messenger RNA, 3265 nt
Organism: Nomia melanderi (Alkali bee)
Lineage: Eukaryota; Metazoa; Arthropoda; Insecta; Hymenoptera; Halictidae
Gene: Cul2
Product: cullin 2
Biological process (GO): ubiquitin-dependent protein catabolic process
Cellular component (GO): cullin-RING ubiquitin ligase complex
Molecular function (GO): ubiquitin protein ligase binding
Source: RefSeq, a predicted model, not a curated record
GUAGCAUUGUCUGAUCGAUUAAAGAUUAAAUAAAAUAUUACCGCGCCCCUUGAUCACAAUACUCUGUAAUAUGCGACAAAAAGAACAAAUUGGAUUGUUCUUAUUUUGAAUUUGUACGUCAUAAAAUGGAGUGCUCUGUAUAAAGAAUAGAAUCUCUAGUUAAUCCGCGCUAUCAUCCCCUCCAAAAUCUCAGAAAGUCAAGAGCAAAAGGGAUAAUGGCUCUGCGACGUUAUUGAGAAAUUGGAGGCAGUUUUGGUGUACUGCAAUACAAUUCGUCGAUCACCAUAGAUAACGAGAACAUUUUUGCCAUUAAUGAGUGCAUCAUCCUUCUGGUGAGGGACGAACGGUUCUUAAAAGUGAGAAAGAAUACACGUGAGAAAAAGAAAAGGGGCGACAGAGAUAAAGAGAGGGGAAAAUGUGUUCGAUCAAGACGAGUCAUUGUAAAUGUCAUGUAUUUUGUGACAGGGAAUGAUUUCAACGGUGUACCGAAGUUAAGAGUGCUGGAGGGAUUUGUAUUGACAGGGAUUCGAAUCGAUCAGUGACUGUGUUUCCGAAAAAAUACACAGCCGACUGGUUUUUCCACAACUUUUUGGUUAGUGGUUUCAAUCACGACCAUCUGGAUAUGGUACUUAGUCAGCUGUAGUCCGCAACACGCGUGAACGCACAGUUUAUACACUUAAUUGCUUGGUGCUUUCUUGAUUGUGGAAAAGGAUGUCAUUAAAACCAAAACAAAUUAGUUUUAAGCAAACAUGGGAAGUGUUGCAAGAGACUAUAAAGUGUAUAAUAACAUCGUCGAAUGUACCACACGCAGUAUGGAAUGACAGGUUCAGCGAUAUUUACUCUUUGUGCGUGGCUUAUCCAGAAUCAUUCGCAGAAGAGUUGUACAAUGAAACAAAGAAGUUUUUAGAAGGGCAUGUCUUUGAAUUACUAACAUCAGUAUGUGCAGAAAGUGAAUCGGGUUUAUUACAAGCCUACCGUCGUGCCUGGUGUGAAUAUUCACAGGGCACUGAUCAUUUGCAUCACUUGUAUUCAUAUCUAAAUCAACACCACAUCCGAAGACAAAAGUUUUCAGAGGCUGAGCUUAUUUAUGGCACGUCUUCCAGUAUGACUGCUGAUUAUCAAGAGCAAAUGGUGAUUGGAGAACUUGGCUUAGAUAUUUGGAAAAGAGGAAUGAUUACGCCUUUAAAGAAACAGCUGGUGUCUCAGUUGUUAGAAUGUAUUCAUGCCGAUAGAGUGGGCAAAGCUCAGACGGCGAAUACGGAAGUUAUUUGGAGUGUUAUACAUAGUUUUGUUCAAGUUGAACAGUACAAAUUAGUGGAUCAGUUAAAAAUGUACCAAACAAUAUUUGAAGCACCUUUUCUUGAGGCCAGUGGACAGUUUUAUACGAAUGAAGCAUUUACGUUACGUCAAAAGUCUAACAUAACAUAUUAUAUGGAAAAAGUUACGACUCAGUUUAUCCUGGAGGAGCUACGUGCUCAUAAGUUCCUUCAUACGAGUUCUGUGCCUAAAGUAAAACUGUGCUUUGAGGAGAAGAUGAUAGCCACGUACAUGACCUGGCUUCACACGGAAGCUGAAAGUAUGAUACAAAAUGAGAGAAAAAGCGAUCUAUCACUCUUGUAUCCAUUAUUAAGGCCACUACCUGGUGGCUUAACUCCUGUUGUACAAAAACUUACUGAACAUAUUACUGCACAAGGACUCAAAGCCAUUGGGAAUUUACAGGGAGAAAAUGUACACACGCAAUUUGUCGAGAAUAUGUUGGAUGUGCAUAAAAAAUACUCAAAAUUUAUCAAGGACGUAUUCAAUGACGACUUAACGUUUAUGGCUGCUCUAGAUAAAGCUUGUUCGGCGAUAGUGAAUCACAGGACAGCUCCACGACAGCCAGUUAAGGCACCUGAAUUAUUAGCUAAAUACUGCGAUUCCUUACUGAGGAAAUCAGCUAAGGCCGCGUCAGAAGUGGAGGUCGAGGAAAAAUUAGCAAGUUGCAUCACCGUGUUCAAAUACGUGGACGACAAAGAUGUUUUUCAAAAGUUCUACGCUCCUAUGUUGGCGAAACGGUUAAUACAUCAACAGUCACAGUCAAUGGACGCGGAGGAAUCGAUGAUCGAACGUCUGAAACAAGCUUGCGGAUACGAGUUCACGAAUAAACUUCAUAGAAUGUUCACCGACAUGUCGGUGUCGGCGGAUUUGAAUGCUAAAUUCACCGCAAGUUUAAGGGAAGGCGAUAGGGAAAACCAACUGCGCAUAGGUUUUGUAGUAUAUGUGUUGCAAGCAGGUGCAUGGCCUUUAGCUCUGCCACCAACCUCAGGACCAUUUCACAUACCCCAACAAUUAGAGAAGUCUAUACAGUCGUUCGAGGCGUUCUACCACGCACAAUUUAGUGGUCGAAAGGUUACCUGGUUGCAUCAUCUUUGUCAAGGCGAACUCAAGUUUAAUUACUUGAAGAAACCUUAUUUGGUGGUUGUACAAACAUACCAAAUGGCAUUAUUGCUUCUAUUCGAGCAUUGCAAUUCGAUACAGUGCCGGGAAGCUGCAGCAUCAUUGCAUUUGUCGCACGAUCAGUUGGUCAAACAUGCGGCUAGUUUAGUAGAUAGUAAAAUUUUGAAAAAGUCUACGGAAGGAGAGCUGGAGGAGGAUACCGUCCUGUCGCUCAAUUUUGAUUAUUCCAAUAAGAGAAUGAAAUUUCGUAUAACUGGCGCGUUGCAACGGGACGUGCCACAUGAAAACCACGACACGGAAGCCACGCAUCGCAGUGUUGACGAAGACAGAAAAUUGUACCUACAGGCAGCUAUAGUCCGUAUUAUGAAGAGCCGUAAGGUUCUGCGACAUAAUCAACUGAUACAGGAGGUACUAAGCCAACCAAAAGUAACGUUCACUCCUUCGAUUGGUAUGAUCAAAAAAUGUAUCGAAGCUCUCAUAGAUAAGCAGUAUAUUGAGCGCACGCCGAAUAACGCAGAUGAGUAUUCGUACGUCGCAUAACUUUAAUGUACCAUCUGUCACCAUCAUUAAUUUAUUUCGUUUGGGAUGCUCCGCUUGAUCGUUGAGAACACUAGAAACUUUUGCUAACAUUUAAACGAAUCGAGUUAUCUGUCGCAUAGAUAUUUCUUAAAGGAAUCUCUAGGUCGAAAACUGAAUCUCUUAAAUAAAUGAUCAGAAGAAGCGUCCUGAAUUACUUACUUGCUCCUAAAGAUCAACCAAUUCAAUAACUUAGUUGAUUUAAUGAUUUGUAAUAUAUGCACACCGAAAUAAAGCUAACGUUACUAUUUUA